Meleagris gallopavo (turkey) is the source of this 3291-nucleotide messenger RNA. The record is from RefSeq and is a predicted model, not a curated record. NCBI's taxonomy places the organism in Eukaryota, Metazoa, Chordata, Aves, Galliformes, Phasianidae.
AUGACCUUUGAGGAUAAGAAAAAAGCUGAGGUUUUCAGGGCCUUCUUUACAGCUGUCUCUAAUAGUCAGAUCAAUUACACUCAGGGAACUCAGCCUCCUUAUCUGGAAGCCUGGGAUGAAGAGCAGAAUAAACCCUCCAUGAUUCAGGUGGAAACAUUUAGAGAUUUGCUACUCCACCUGGACUGCCACAGAGCUGCGGGUGCCCAGACACCAGGAGGGUACACAGAAGGGAGAGCUGGCCCUGGCCAGCAGAAGGGCGUUCCGUGCCACGUGGCCGUGCUCAGCAAUGGAAGGUAUGAGGGUGAUAUAAGAGAGGAAAGACAAGAGGUGUUCACAGCGAUGGCGUUUGUCUUCCCAAGUGAUGCUAACGGACCGCCGCAUGGAGCCAAGUCGAGAUUUUACAUUCUCAGAAACGCCGGGGCUCGCGUGCUACCGGCCCCCCGUUUUACUCCUCGCCUAAACACGGUCCUCCCCUCGAGCGCCGCUGAUCCCCGGCCGCAUUCGGCCGCAGACGGCGAGCCCCGCGGCGGGCGGAGGAGAGAGCGGCGACCUGUCCCGCGCGACCGCCAUGGAGACCUAGAAGAUGGACACACGUUAUUUGACUACAAUGUUGGACUCAAUGACAUUGUUCAGCUUUUGAUACGUUCUGAAUCUGAAGCUCCUGCCACUGCUUCUGUGACUGAUCAAGAUGGAGAAGUCAAUCCCUGUUCUAUUUCUAACUGUAAGAACAAAGUAAAAAAAACAAGUAGUGGAUCACCUAGUCAGCCAUCUACAUCAUCUCGCUCAUUUCUCAUUGAUCCUGGCAUAGGAUUGUACAAGAUAAAUGAGUUGGUGGAUGCACGUGAUGUCAGCAUUGGAGCCUGGUUUGAAGCUCAUAUAGAAAACGUUACCCGAGCAACAAAGGGACAAAAGAAUGGUAAAGCUCAAGGAAAGAGCAGUAAUACUUACAAAAGGACUAACGGAAGCUUAAGUCAAGAUCAUUCUAGAGAGAAUGCAAAUAAUUUGGACAGUACACCAUCUACAUCUUAUUCAGACUGUAUGGACACUGAAGAAGUUAUUUAUCAUAUCAAGUAUGAUGAGUACCCAGAGAGUGGCGUAGUAGAAAUGGACAUCAAUAAUCUUCGACCCCGAGCAAGAACAAUUCUGAAGUGGAGUGAAUUAAAAGUGGGUGACGUGGUGAUGGUUAACUACAAUGUUGAGACUCCAGAAGAAAGAGGAUUUUGGUUUGAUGCAGAAAUUACCUCUUUGAGAGAAAUCUCAAGGACUAACAAAGAGGUUCAUGCUAAAAUUCUGCUGGGAGGCCCAGAAGACACGAUAAAUGAUUGUAAAAUCCUUUUUAUAGAGGAAAUGUACAAGAUUGAAAAGCCAGGAGCUUACCCAUUGACAUUUGGUGAUGGAGAUUUCAAAAGAAAAAGUGGCCCUGAGUGCAAGCACUGUAGGGCUGAUCCAGAUAAGGAAUGCCGGUUUUGUUCGUGUUAUUUGUGUGGUGGAAAACAGGAUGCUCACAUGCAACUCCUGUGUGAUGAAUGUAAUAUGGCUUAUCAUAUAUACUGCCUGAACCCUCCCUUAAGCAAGAUACCAGAAGAUGAGGACUGGUAUUGUCCUUCCUGCAAAAAUGAUUCUAAUGAAGUUGUAAAGGCUGGAGAAAAGCUCAAACAGAGUAAAAAGAAAGCAAAGAUGCCAUCUGCCAGUACUGAAAGCCAGAGAGACUGGGGCAAGGGCAUGGCCUGUGUUGGUCGCACUAAGGAAUGCACUAUUGUUCCUUCAAAUCAUUAUGGGCCCAUACCUGGUGUUCCUGUUGGGACAACUUGGAAGUUCAGAGUUCAGGUGAGCGAAGCAGGUGUUCACAGACCACACGUGGGUGGAAUUCAUGGACGCAGUAAUGAUGGAGCUUAUUCACUUGUAUUAGCUGGAGGGUUUGAAGAUGAAGUGGAUCGAGGAGAUGAAUUCACUUACACUGGGAGUGGAGGUAGAGAUCUUUCUGGCAAUAAAAGAAUUGGAGAGCAUUCAUUUGAUCAGACAUUAACACACAUGAAUAGGGCACUGGCUCUUAACUGUGAUGCUCCACUGGAUGAUAAAAAUGGAGCAGAGUCUAAGAACUGGCGAGCUGGUAAGCCAGUGAGAGUGGUACGUAGUUCAAAAGGACGACGGAUCAGCAAAUAUGCCCCAGAGGAAGGCAACAGAUACGAUGGCAUUUACAAGGUGGUGAAAUAUUGGCCAGAAAUUGGAAAAUGUGGAUUUUUAGUUUGGCGCUAUCUUCUGAGGAGAGAUGAUGUUGAGCCUGCACCUUGGACUUCUGAAGGAAUGGAGAGGACGAAGAAGCUGGGUCUGAGUGUACAGUAUCCAGAAGGUUAUUUGGAAGCCAUGGCUAGUAAGGAGAAGAAAGAUAAGGUUAAAAAGCAAACUGUGAAACAGGAGCCAACCAGCCAGAGUAAUGGAAACCAGAAAAGAACAAUUGAUGAUGGUAUUGAGGAACCUACAAAUACACCUAAAGCCAUGAGAAUGGGAGAUGGAGGGAAAGGAGAAGCUUUUCAGCUGACCCAAGAACAGCAGUGGCUGAUUAGAGAAGAUUGUAUGAACCAGAAACUGUGGGAUGAAGUACUUGCUUCUCUGAAGGAAGGACCAAAUUUUCUGAAGAAACUGGAACAAUCCUUUAUGUGUGUCUGCUGCCAGGAGCUGGUUUACCAGCCAGUGACAACGGAGUGCCUCCACAACGUCUGUAAAAGCUGUUUACAGCGCUCCUUCAGAGCUGAGGUCUUCACCUGCCCUGCCUGCCGCUACGACCUGGGGAAGAGCUACACUAUGGUUCCUAACAAGAUACUGCAGACCCUGUUGGACCAGUUCUUCCCUGGUUACAGUAAAGGACGAUGAUGUGCUCAGAUCCUUCUGAAUUCCUCCCAGUGACUUUAUAGACAGUUAAGGAGAAUAAACGUGGGAAAUUCAACAGUUGACCAGCCAGCUUGAUGGGACUCAAUAUGUUGUCACAUUUUGAAGCAGCUCACCCUCUUCCCCUCAUAGCCAUCUUUUUGGUGUAGUGAGAUCUCUUAAUUCUCGGCUGUCUUUUAACAUCAAGGGUAGUUUGGGCCAGUUAAUGAAUAGUUUUUAAAGAGAAAAAUGAAAAGCUUCAGCUCCCACUGACCUAGCUGAUGCUUGAUUUAUGUUAUUUUUUUUUGUAACUACCUCAGGACAGAGGAAAAUAAAUUAUGGGGAUGACAAAAAGUUAGCGAAUUUUUAGCUACACACUGCCUCCUGAAUAAUAGUUGUGCCUGGUCCGUGUGGUUUGAUUUACAA